AUGUUGUGCCAUGAUCCACUGCCCGUUCCCCGAGUGGUCGACGCUGGGACAGGGAAGCUAGUGCUGCUCGAUGAAUUUGUCCGCCUUGAGGGACAUCACUGGGCUUCGUCAUGGACGAAAGGGCGAGGGAGCAUCUAUCGCCUGGAUCGCUACGGCCAUCGUGGCGAAUCCCUCCUCCUUCCAAGUUUCUGCCGGGUCGAAGAGCCAGAUCUCGGUGUGCACCUGGAGACCGGACACGGACGUCAAGACACCUCGUGGCUUUGCCCUGGAUUAGCCAAGCUUGCUGCGGAUGUAGAGCCGCGGAGGCUCUCUUUGUCUGAACUUUUGCAGACUAUACAAUCUUCCAGCUCCAUCGAGAUUGUCCUUCCAGUGGCCAAGCUGGGCUUUGAUUCUGCGAUUGCUGUUGAAGGUUUUAGUCGAGGUGCCUCAAGGCGAUGUCCAUUUUACAUCAAGGCCUUUGACAUGGGAGCGAGAUUGCAGCUCUCAAUGGUGCCAUCGUUGAAAACACGCACAGGAGACCCAGAUUCCGUGGACGCAGAAAUCUUGGCUGAGCGACUGAGUGCGCAGAUCUUUCCUGUGCACGGGCAAAGGGCGCGACUGUGCAUUCGCCGCCUGGGUGGCCCAGUACUGGACGCUCGACGUCUUCAAGCGGGAGUCUCCCUGCAAGACAUCUGCCGUUACCUCACCAACGAAUGGGUCAGAGACCUUGUUGCCGCACCCAGCAGCUGGGCACGCCUGGAUGCAUAUGCUGAACGCAGCUGCUACUUGGAGGCGGCCCUAGGUCCCGUGCCAGGUUUGGGCAGUUUCGUACCGUGGAAAUCGCAGGAGAAUUGUGAUGUCUGUGGUGCAGCAGCGGUGGGCUCGCAGGUGCCUGAGAAGGAAGGCACCGCACUAGCUGUCUGUCGAGACUGUGCAGCUUUCGUGCCCGGAUCGCAAGCCUUUGCGGCAAAGCAAGCGCUUGCUCAGCACACAUCUCGGCCAGAACACCAGCUGGUUGGCUCCUUUGAUUCGGGCUUGGAUGAUGCACUUGGCUCUGGUGGAGAUCAGACUGAAGAUCCAGCUUUUUCGGGCAACUACAUGUGGCCAGAGGGCACAGUAGGCAAGAAGGAUGUCGUGCUGGUGGCAGGUGGCAUGUUGUCAUUAAGGCCACCAAAGAAGGGUUGGCCGGUGAAUUUGGAUGCCGAGCUUCACAAGCAGUUGCGGCUUGUGCUUGGCUGCGAAGCAAGAUGCCUGAAAAUUCUUGGCACAGCUGCUGAGGCUGAAAGCACGAACAUUCUUGUCAACUUUGUCUUUCUGCAUCCGGUGAUGUUCUUCGCCGGCAAGGACCACGAUGUCAACGAAGUCGAGGGGGCAGAUAAGGAUGUGGAUCCCAUCAUGCCGUUGACAUGGUAUGAGAAGCUUCAGAAAGAGCUUCGAAAUAUGGCGGAAGCCCAGCACGAGCGGAAGACUUGGACAAAGGGCGAGCAGGAUGUUGCAGCUCCACUGCUUCUGGUCAGUGACCUGAAGCGUGUCGUAUUGCCGUGCAGCCUUCUGCUGUUGAGAAGUCAUCAGGAAUUCUGCAUCCCUGCAGCGUUCGAGAGGUCUCCUAGCCAGGAAGUCCUGUUGAUGCACGGUGACGUCAAUGCCUUGCUCGACCAAGUUCGAGAUCGUGAGCCGCAGGCUACGGCACAUGCCACAGCCGCAGCAAGCGCUGCAAGGCGGCGACAUUCUGAAAAGGAGCGCCGGUCCACGGUGGCGGAGCUUUCACAAGAAGAUCUUUCCACGGCCCGUAGGCGCUUGACCGAAGUUUCGAGGCCCGGCGAAGAAGAGACGAUUGGAAAUCUGGAACUGCCGCAACGCUCCAAGGAGUCGCAGGAUGCGCAGUCGGCUCCGAGGAAUUCCACCUCAGAGAGCCUUCCAAAGCCAGCAGAGCCCGAGCUGUCCGCGGAGUCCGCAGAGUCCGCCGAGUCCAGAGGCGGAGGAGUGGCAAGUUCGGAGCCGCCGGCGCUUGAUGGCGAUCCUGGUCAGCCUGACAGUUCUGAAACGGAGGCGCUUGAGCUUAGUAAGAAACUUGAAGAGGCAGAGGCGGCAGAGCCCCAGCAAUUGCAAGAAGGCCAGCAGCUGGAAGAAGUGGCUCAACCUGCGGCAGAUGGUGAGACAGUCAUGGAGGGGACGCUGCGUGAGGAAGAUCUUCUGGCCGCUCUGGAGCCUGAGGUGCCAGAUGUGCAGGUGGAGCAACCGCCAGAAAGUGCAGCGCCCACCAGUGUGGAGCACGAGAAUGGUAGCCCUCAGCAAGGGCACCUGGUGCCGCCGGUGCCACCUAUGCCCGUGAAUCGACUCCCGCCUUCAAGCUUCGCCGUCAGGGAGGCCGUCGUUUCAGCUGUUUUGGCAUUCCGGCCGACUCUCGAGCAACUGGCGGUUCGUUUGCAGGGCCUCGUCGGCGAGAGGGAGGCAUCUGACACUCAGGCCGAACGUGUGGAGUCCCUUCUGAACCGAUGGGGCUUGGAGCUGUCGGAAGGCGCCGGCACGCCACCGCCAACCAGGGCUUGCCUUGCCAUCCUAAGCCGGGAUUUGCCAAAGAAGGACGGGUCCAGCCCGAGUGCCCUAGACGUGUCUGUCCAAAGUCGCAACUAUCCUGUAACAAAUGUGCUGCUUCGGUAUGUGCCACAGCAUCUGAGUGCACAUCUCAUUGAGAUUCUGAAUGGCCAAAACCCCUUCACCGGUCAGAGUCUGUUAUAUGCUGCCGUGCGAUAUUCCAAUCGGUACACGCUCGCGGUCGUGGACGCACUCCUGCAGCGUCGUGCUGACAUCAACGGACCCGGUGCCUGGGUUGAGGGAGCUGCAGGGAUGGAACCGAUGGUAGCUGCAUGCAUACGCCGUGCCGACUUGCCUCUCGUCGAGCGGGUGCUUUGGCACCAAGCGGAUGUCAACGCGAAGUCAGAUGGCAAGCCGAUUUUGCAGAUUGCUGUUGAGCGUGGAAGUGAAGAGAUCCUCUCAACAUUGCUCCGCAGCCGCUGUGACGUAAAUGCAACAAAUAGGAUUGGCCGCACAGCUCUUGUCGCUGCUCUCAGAACAGGAAGGCCUCCUUUCCCGUUGGCCCAGCAGCUUUUGGCUGCGCGCUGUGAUGCAUCUCUCUCUGAUUCGACUGGGGUGCAGCCAUUGUUGCACACGGCAAGCAUUCCAGAGCCUGGCAUUCACACCCUGCUGCUUGCACACCGCGCCGAUCCAAACGCAAUUGCGAGCCCUGCCACUGAUCGGCACGCCCGCCUGUUGCACGUCGCGGCACAGGCCAAAAAUGAGACAAUGCUGAAGAGCUUGCUGGAAGCUGCCGCUGAGGCAAAUGCACCUGAAGGCCUUGGAAGGACAGUGUUGCACCUGGCAGUUUCCCAGAACCUUUCCAAUGAAACGAUGGCCGCCAUAUUGCAUGCGCGGGGGGAUCCGAACGUCAUGACGGGCCAAGGUUCCGGUGGCGAGACCCCACUGCGUCUGGCUGUCUUGGCCCAAUCACCUGCAAAAGUGGAGCUGUUGCUUGAGGCCAGAGCCAGUGCCAACGGCUGCAAUUUCGCUGGCUGCACGGCUCUUCAGGCAGCUUUCUGCUCUGGCGACUCUGCGAGAAUCUCUGACUUCUUGUUGGUUUCAGGCGCUGAUCCUCAGUUUAAGCGCAGGACCCUCUUGACAUCGCAGGAGUUUUCUCACAUCAGCUCUCUAGAUCUGAGUCACACCGUACCGACCGUUCCUCCCGUCACGAUCCAGCCUUUCAGACCGGAGGUCACCAUGGGUACACAUCCCAAAUACUUGGCCGAAACCUGGUCAAAGGCUAGGUUUCGUCGCCAGCGUGUAGUUCGGCCAGCCGAGCAGAUCGAAGACUUCGAUCCGCUUUGCCCUCUAACACUUCCACCGCUGGAGCGGAAGUUCAACCGCACCCUGGCUCCGCGGCAGGAAAAGCUGCCCUGGAGGACCGCUUGA
Symbiodinium sp. CCMP2592 is the source of this 3945-nucleotide messenger RNA. NCBI's taxonomy places the organism in Eukaryota, Dinophyceae, Suessiales, Symbiodiniaceae. The record is from the annotation of a GenBank genome assembly.